AUGAAGUUCACAGCUGCCGAGAUCCUGGCCCUGCUCAGUCUGGCCUCAACAGCCACUGCGGCGCCGCAGAAACGAUUCCUCACUCAGUUGAGUCGAUACGCCCAAUGGUCCGCAGCAGCCUACUGCUCCGGCAACACCGACGGCGCCGACAAAGUCGUCGCAUGCUCAGCCGGCAAUUGCCCCGACGUUCAAGCUUCGGGUGCGAAGAUGCUGUAUGAGUUCGACGACGCCAACUCGUACGGCGACGCCGCAGGCUUCCUCGCCGUCGACAGCACCCAGAACCAAAUCGUGCUUUCAUUCCGCGGCAGCCGCACAACAAGUAAUUGGAUCGCCAAUCUCGACACCACUCUGAUCUCCAGCUCGCUCUGUUCAGGCUGCCAGGUGCACCAGGGCUUCUGGCUGAACUACCAGACUGUCGCAGCGACACUGAAGAGCCAGAUCGAUGCGGCGAAAAGUGCGUACCCGGGCUAUGCGCUUGUGAUUACGGGCCACAGUCUCGGCGGCGCGUUGGCGAUGCUGUGUGGAAUGGACUUGCAUAAUCAGGGCUAUGCGCCGACUAUUUAUACGUACGGCCAGCCUCGCGUCGGGAACCUCGCCAUGGCCGAGUACAUCACCAGCGUUGGAAACCAAUGGCGCGUCACCCACACCGACGACACUGUGCCGAAGCUGCCUCCGCGCCUGUACGGCUUCAGCCACGCCAGCCCGGAAUACUGGAUCACCAGCGGGGACAACGUGACCGUGACGACGAACGAUGUCACCGUCGUGACGGGGGUGAAUUCCUUGGGUGGGAACGACGGGACGUUGACCUCGAGUGUGGCGGCGCACAAUUGGUAUAUUGUGAACAUUGAUGGGUGUUCCUGA
Molecule: messenger RNA, 861 nt
Organism: Penicillium diatomitis
Lineage: Eukaryota; Fungi; Ascomycota; Eurotiomycetes; Eurotiales; Aspergillaceae
Product: lipase family protein
Exons: 4
Coding region: 1-861 (286 amino acids)
Biological process (GO): lipid metabolic process
Source: RefSeq, a predicted model, not a curated record